GUGAUCCCAACAUGCUCAACUGGUUUUUGGACUAUGCGGAGGGCUUACUUUGCGAUGUACUUUGCUUCCUGGACGGGCUCUCCCUGGCGCGUUUGGAAAUGGCCGGCCGGUGGCAUGCCCGGCUCUACAGCACGAGCCUCCCGGGUGUUUGGCGUUUCGUGCAUCUGUGCAGCCUGGGCGGCCGACCCCCGCGAACUCUCUGCCGGCCUCCGCAGCCCAGGGGCCGAGGAAGAAGUGGGGCCUGGAAGCAGUACUGGUUGGGUCGGCGAUUGCUUCUACGUGAGUCGGACGGCGCACAGCGGCAGAUUGCCUUUGAGCAAGCGCGGCUGCUGCUGACCGCCAAUGCUCAUGCGGUGGUGCAGCCGAUGAAGCCCAACCCACGGCUGCUGCGGAGAAUCAUCGCCUACUGCCUCCCGCCGGGCUUCACCCAG
Molecule: messenger RNA, 431 nt
Organism: Symbiodinium sp. CCMP2456
Lineage: Eukaryota; Dinophyceae; Suessiales; Symbiodiniaceae
Source: the annotation of a GenBank genome assembly